UGUUAGUUCGCUCAUUAUCCUCUCACUCUUAUUCAUAAAAUCAAUCACCCUCCGCCAGCACGAACGAACUUCCUAUGAUUUUCUAACCGAGUUUAGUCCCUGUCCUGCAGUUGGUGUGUUGUGUGUGAUGUUGAUUCCUGGGGUUCAAUAGCAUCGACGACUCGUUAUGAGAAGGAUAGACGCACGAUCCAUACAUACUCCACACAUACAACGGUUCCUUGGACACUUUUGUAUGAUUUAAUCCUCGCGUAACGGUUCUCGGGAGACCAUCGCAGCGGUUGACAUGGCUGCCACCAUGAAUAUGGGCCUAUUGCCCACCAUCAAAUGCUCCAAUUGUGGAAUGAAUGUCGAGAUCUCCGUAAUGGGGGACCAUGUCUGCGCACCCGUGUCUGUAUCUUCAACACCACCUCCGCCACCACCUAAACAUCACAGUCCAUCAAAAAGUAUAGGGAGAUCAGGCGUCCCCCCACCGAUUGAUCCUUUAAAAGCCAAUCGACCAUUUAUGCGCCUGGAAGCUGUGAUCAGCAGCAAGGGCGAUAUUACCCCGUUUCCAGAUGGACGGCAAUCCCCGCCUCGCCAGUUACUACGGAGCCAAACAUCUCCCCUCCCCUCUCAGCCACGAUCUCCAGAUCAGGAUGAGAUUCCGACAUUUCCCCUUCCCCGGUCCAUGUCGCAAAAGACAUCGAAGCACAUGGUCCCUCUGGACAACCCAUACAAGGCCCUACCGAUUCCAGCCGGCGCUACGGGUACGACAGGCCAGAGCAUUCGGUUACCUUUAGGCGAGCAAGCAGUAGCACCGCCGCCACCGUUGCCCAAGGACGACGUUCCAGGGCCCCUACCAACCUUCCACAAAUAUAGCUACUCCACUGAAAGUAAAAGCAGUUACCGAACUUCUGUCGCAAGCUCCCGCUAUGAUUCCAGACGAUCGACAUCAGUAUCGAUGGGGCGGCCAUCAAACGGUAGCUUGGCCCAUCAGUAUAAAUUUCUGGACGAUGCUCCCCCAGUACCGUCCACGUUCCCCGGCAAGCUGCUACGGGAUUCAACUGCAACCACGUUUUCGGACGCAAGUAUACCCCACGGCGAAAUCAAACACGACCAGGAUCAGCAUAAGCGCCAUGGCAGUGGUAAUCUCAAUCCGUCUACCGAGCGCACUAGCGACAAGGCAGCUUGCCAGGAAGAUAGGCCAGGUGCUCUCCGUGCUUCAUCUCAAACCAGCUCGGACCGUCUGAGCAGUAACCGCGGGUCCGCUGAGUUGUUCUUUAGAAGUCCUACCCCAAGUUCCAAUGGUACGCCGUCGGAACUUCUCGACCUCUCGCAGGAGCGGUCAGCCUCCCCUGCAGACAUGCGGGGCUUUGAAUACAAAGCUUACAAGAGUCCGGGCCUCCCUCAUAUCCAGACCCCCAGCCAGGAACUUGGUGACGGCGAGGGACACGCUGGAGCGCAGAAGAGGAAUUCGGAUGCCAUCAGCGAAGCCGGUAUCUCAAUCACUAACUUUGCCCGCGAGUUGGGCUUAGACACUACGGACAGCGUGGUGGAGAGCCCGACAGCUUCCUCGGUUUCAUCACCGAGUGAUACACGAAGCGGCACGUCUUUCUCUAGCAUCGGAUCAGAUAUCAGCAUGUCAAAGCGCCACCCGUCCGAUGAAGGCCAACUAGGCACCUUAGUAGAGGACCUACAAAAAGAGAAUGGCGAGAGUACGACGAUGUCAAUGACAGGCUCGGACAUUCUCGAGCCGCCGCGGAUGCCGCAACAUCUUUUCAGUCCAGACUCCCCGACCGAUCCUGCCAUCAGUACAGGAAGUGUGUCCCUUCUUCGUGAUAGGCCCAUGCAGAAACCGGCAAAGGACGACCAGCCGGAGUGCCCUGCCACAACUAGUCCUACUACUGAACGGCCUGCCCGUGCAGCCCCCCGCCCAAAGGGCCCUUGCCGCGGCUGUGGCGAGAUGAUCAUCGGGAAAUCCGUCUCGUCCGCGGAUGGCCGUCUGACGGGCCGGUAUCACCGGGCAUGCUUUGUAUGCUAUGAUUGCAAAACUCCCUUCCAAACCGCCGACUUUUAUGUUAUGGAUGACCUUCCAUAUUGCGCGCAGCACUACCACCAGCGCAAUAAUUCGGUAUGCCAUACAUGCCACACCGGGAUCGAGGGACAGUAUCUGGAGACAAUCGAACGACGGGGCCACGGCCCGGCCGAUCGCUUCAAGUUCCAUCCAGAUUGUCUCACAUGCCGCACCUGCCAAGUUGCGCUGAAAGGAGACUACUUUGAAUGGAAUGGUCAAGUCUACUGUGAGCGUGAUGCCCGCAGAGCCGCGGCUUUACCACCACCCCCUCGCUUCCAGCGCCCAGGCCCGGGAUUAUAUCCGCCCGGACCGCUACCCCCCCAUGCGCGUCAGCCCUCGCGCGGCUAUCCCCGUCCCCCACCUCCCGGAUAUGCAGGGCGCCCGAGGUCACCACGUCCUGGCCCACCUGGCCCACCUGGACCCCCAACCGCCCGUCUCCCACCACCAAGCGCACUCGACGGACCGUAUGGAAUGGCCCCAGAAGGCGGCCGGCGAUUCCCAGAGCGGAGAACCACCAGAUUAAUGAUGAUAUGAUAUUAAAAUUCCACUCCAAUGAGGCGUGUCACUUAGAUAUUACUUCCAUAUUCGGCUCGCUGGGUGGCAGAGUUACUUUCCCCCCCCCCCCUCAUUUGCUUUCUAUGUGUGCCGGAGUAACGUGUUUUUCUGUUCUGUCCAUAUUAAGGCUGCUUUAUACCCUUCGUUUCUUGUUGAUAUAGUGUUUUAUGGUGUUUGUUUCUCUGUUUUUGCACCUUCUGGGUCGGGUAUCUGAUGUUCAUGGAUGUCUUCCUAAAUAAUGUUUGAUAUAAUGCUG
Aspergillus caelatus is the source of this 2864-nucleotide messenger RNA. RefSeq lists its product as uncharacterized. The record is from RefSeq and is a predicted model, not a curated record. Bases 284 to 2587 code for a protein of 767 amino acids. Lineage: Eukaryota; Fungi; Ascomycota; Eurotiomycetes; Eurotiales; Aspergillaceae. The transcript has 3 exons.